This is a messenger RNA of Pteronotus mesoamericanus, 531 nucleotides long. Its product is annotated as galectin-1-like. The transcript has 4 exons. The coding region runs from base 75 to 485 and encodes 136 amino acids. Gene Ontology annotation, molecular function: carbohydrate binding; laminin binding. The record is from RefSeq and is a predicted model, not a curated record. Lineage: Eukaryota; Metazoa; Chordata; Mammalia; Chiroptera; Mormoopidae.
CCAUUGCACUUCUCUAGGUGGAGUCUGAGACUGCUGGUCCCUCAGUCCCCAGGACCCUCCUCCUGUCCUCAGUCAUGGCUCAGGCGGGCAUGUGCGCCAACAACCUGAAUCUCAAACCCGGGGAGUGCCUUCGAGUGCGGGGCGAGCUGGCCCCCGACGCAAAAGACUUCACGCUGAACCUGGGCAAAGAUGGCGAAAACCUGUGCCUGCACUUCAACCCUCGCUUCCAGCAGCACGGGGACGUCAACACCAUUGUGUGCAACAGCAGGAGAGCAGGCGCCUGGGAGCAGGAGCAUCGGGAGUCUGCCUUCCCCUUCCAGCCCGGAAGCGUGGUAGAGGUGUGCAUCACCUUUGACAAGGCAGAGAUGACCAUCAAGCUGCCAGAUGGACACACAUUCAAGUUCCCCAACCGCCUCAACAUGGAGACCGUUGAUUACCUGGGAGCAGAAGGUGACAUCAAGAUCAAGUGUGUGUCCUUUGAAUGAAGCCAGUCAACAACCCAUAAGCCCUAAUAAAGGCAGCUGCCUCUGA